GGCCGAGUUGGCAGUCGCCCACAAACACACAGGCGAUAUUUUUAACGUCGGUGAUUACUGCAGUAGAAAAUCGAACGUUGACGAAGAAACCGACAAGGUUAAUCGCCCGCACUCUUGACAAUUGUCUAUUUUCAUCAGAAAAUUUCAAGUUCUUCGUAACAGUAAAAUGGCGACAACUGGGCUGGCACAGGAGAAAAUCUGGGCGACGAAGUCUGUGUACGAUAGAGCAGAAACAGCACACUUUGAGCGACUGGCAAAGGUGGUGUCACAUAAUAUUAUGGAAUGCUAUCCAUCUAAUCCUAAGAGCUUGGUAUCUACUAAUCAACGAGAUAGUGUAACGACUAAUCAUCAGACCAAGUGCUCGUCAAAGAAAUCCAAGGAGAAAAAAAAUAAAGCCGAUAAAAGGAAUAAAUCUAAUAAAGAUGUUAAAAAUGAGGAUGCUGAACAAAAAGAGCAAAUUGUACUUAAGGAGAGCCGAGGGUCUGCUUGUUCAGUCACCCCUGCCAGUGGGAGUUUGGCCAACGAGGUUGCAAAGGCGCGUCAGCACAUAAAGAAUGGUUUACAGUGUGUCAAUAACAUCGCCACCAAUGUUAAUAUCAGCCUUCAGGAUCUGCCAGCGCGUGUGGCUGCAAUCGAGAAAGACACCAGUGAUCUCCGUAACAGUGUAGCUGAACUGAGAACUCUGAUUAAGAACCUCGAUUUAAAAGCGGGUUCAACACUCCCAGAGCCUUACAUAGCUAUCUGUCCAGCAAAGCCACAGGAGCCUGAAGCCCCAUCAAAAGACGAAGAUGACGACGACGUUGAUCUAUUCGGUUCAGACUCUGAGGGUGAAGAUGCAGCGGCCGCCAAAAUCAGAGAAGAACGUCUUGCGGCAUACAACGCCAAAAAAUCCAAAAAACCAGUACUGAUCGCCAAAUCCAACAUUAUCCUGGAUGUUAAACCAUGGGAUGACGAGACUGACAUGCAGGCAUUGGAAGCUGAAGUCAGGAAGAUCAAUACAGACGGUCUACUCUGGGGAGCAGCAAAACUGGUGCCUCUCGCGUAUGGAAUCCACAAACUCCAAAUCUCCUGCGUCGUGGAAGAUGACAAAGUCUCAGUCGACUGGUUGACUGAGGCUAUUCAAGAACGGGAGGACUAUGUACAGAGUGUAGACAUAGCCGCAUUCAACAAGGUUUAAGGCAUACGAAUUAACCCCGUAUAAAUGAUGUUCUAAUCAAUCCAUAUACUCAUGAUUACAUGUCGCCAUUCCGUUGUAAAAUGAAAUAAAGAAAAAUCCCUCUAAUAAAUAAUUAUUUGUUGGCAAUCACUUGUCAUUUUUGUCAUUAGACAUUUACAACAAUAUUGAAUUUUAAAUAGAAACUGUGGUCUAGUGUUAUUUAUAAAAAUUAUAAUGUUCCAAAAUAACAGUCUUGAUAACAAUUUAAUGUUCCGAGAGUAGCAAGAAAAUUAAAUGUGUAAAAAAAAGAUAUUAAGUAAAUAACAAAUUUUAUGCAUAAUGUGAAAACUACCAUCAGUGUCAAACUUUUAUAAUAAAUAAUUUGUUUUUGGGUACCCUGAAUGUAGCAACAACAACUAUUAUUAUUCAAUAAAAUAACUGGAGAGAAGUUGAUGGAUCAAAUUUCAUCAAUUCAACUUGCCUUCAACUAUGCAGUUACUAAUCUCAAAUUGAAAUAAAACAUCAAUAGUACUGUAAAAAACCAAACCAUCCAGAUAACGUGGGAGUUUUUUUUAUUUCUCAUAUUUACAUUGAACGAAUUGAUUUAUUUUUGUUAAAUCGACGUUGGCUGGCUGCACACUGCGUGCCAUCACAAGCAAAUUGAAAGUGCAAAAUUCAACUCGCGACUUGCGAUGCUUAUCCUGACAGCAUCAAUCGAUGUCCCGAUUAUUCGGUAAAUUCUAUUCAACUUAUAUAACUACGCUUCAUGAGUUUUGGUAAUUCUUCUUGCUUUAUUUUUCUUUUUUUUCCAUUGUUGUUCAAUCGCAUCAACUGAAGAACGAUUGUGUAUAAAAGUUGAGACAUUGACUUUUACUUCUUCCUAGGGAUGAAUGCUAAUUUAGUACUCUUUAUGGUUGUCCACUUGUGUUUCUUCAUGUAGGUCAAACCGAUUAUCAGGAUGGUACAGAUGAACAUGGA
Diachasmimorpha longicaudata is the source of this 2134-nucleotide messenger RNA. Its product is annotated as probable elongation factor 1-delta. Gene Ontology annotation, cellular component: eukaryotic translation elongation factor 1 complex; cytosol. The coding region runs from base 167 to 1177 and encodes 336 amino acids. Gene Ontology annotation, biological process: translational elongation; double-strand break repair via nonhomologous end joining; telomere maintenance. The record is from RefSeq and is a predicted model, not a curated record. Lineage: Eukaryota; Metazoa; Arthropoda; Insecta; Hymenoptera; Braconidae. Gene Ontology annotation, molecular function: damaged DNA binding; translation elongation factor activity; 5'-3' DNA exonuclease activity. The transcript is spliced from 9 exons.